This is a messenger RNA of Calidris pugnax (ruff), 1028 nucleotides long. It is a transcript of the gene CCDC27, whose product is annotated as coiled-coil domain containing 27. The transcript has 7 exons. The coding region runs from base 101 to 904 and encodes 267 amino acids. Lineage: Eukaryota; Metazoa; Chordata; Aves; Charadriiformes; Scolopacidae. The record is from RefSeq and is a predicted model, not a curated record.
CGUCUGACAGCGCCGGGAGAGGGGAGGAACCGUGUCCCCCUCCACCCCUGGGAGGACACCGCCAACUCCCCUCUCUCCACGGGAGCCCCGGUCCCUCUCCAUGGAAGGAGCGAGCCCGGACGCGGCGGCCCCCGGGGUCCCGCAGGAGGCAGGGGUCGGCGAGGGGCAGAGCGCCGGCCCAGAUCUCCGAGAGGAGCUGCAGAAGGCAAAGCACGACUACAGCAUGGCCACAGGUACCAUCUCUUCUUUGCAAAGACAACUGGAGUUCCAAGAAUCCCAGCUGAGGAGGAUCAAAUCUGAAAAGGAAAUGCUCCAAAAGAAGCUCAGAGAGCAGGAAAAUCAGCUACAAGCCAUGGCUACCAAGAUUUGCAAUCUGAGAGACGAAUGGAAACACGACGAAAUGAUGAUGGCCACAGAGGAAGAGAACGGCAGGCUUCGACAGGUUGUCAGAGAACAGGAAUCCAAGCUGGCAGAGCAGAACCAGCUGCUCAGUGAGUUACAGGAGACCAUCAGCCAGCUUCGGGCUGAGGCCCUCAGCAGCCGGCGCCGCAUCCGGGAGCAGCAACAGGCGCAGGAGGAGAUCCAGAGCCAAGUGCAGACACUGCAGCACCGGGAGCUGCAAACCAGAGUGACCCUUGAACGCAUCACCAGCAGAUUUGAGAGAUACCGAAGCAAAAUCAUCCAGGCUACGUUCAGUGUGGCAGGCAGCAAGCCUCCCCAGGCCGAGGUGACGGACGAGGAGGUGCUGGAGGCAAUGCAGAAAAUCAUUAACGAAUGGACAGAGCUCCACCAGCUGCUGAAACAGAAAGGCAUCAAGGUCCCAUCACUCCACAGCAUCGACACAUUGACUUCGUCGCCUGCCAGCACUAAGGGGAGGAGGAAGAGUCCCAUGAGUACACAAUAGCUGCUGUGCCAAGUUUGUAUGAUUACUCGACUGGAAAAUUCACCAAGGUCUGAAACAAGUGACAGUGACAUACGACGGCAAGAACUGUUUUAUUUUUCCAUUCAAUAUGCAAGGCCCAAGACGU